Molecule: messenger RNA, 1409 nt
Organism: Clarias gariepinus (North African catfish)
Lineage: Eukaryota; Metazoa; Chordata; Actinopteri; Siluriformes; Clariidae
Product: CMRF35-like molecule 1
Exons: 8
Coding region: 1-888 (295 amino acids)
Source: RefSeq, a predicted model, not a curated record
AUGGAGAUGGUCCUCAUCUUCACCUUCUGCCUGAUUCUAGCUGGUACUGAUGCUGUAACUACAGUAACUGGAUACAGAGGACGAUCAGUUCAGAUUAAAUGUCCCUACACAUCUGGAUAUGAAAAGAACAACAAGUAUCUCUGCAGAGCCAAAGUCUUCACCGUCACCAUCACUGAUCUGAGAAGAGAGGAUGCAGGAACUUACUGGUGUGUGAUAGAUCAGAUAGGGUAUGAUAAAUACACAGAAAUUCUACUGCUGGUUAAAACAGAUAAUCUCACCAGUACUGUCUCACACACCACACACACCACAUUCACUACAAACAUCACACACACCACUUCAACACACUCCAUGAGUCCAUCAGUGCAUGCUGAGAACACACACUUAACAACAGCUAAUCCACUAAAUGAUUCUAACCCUCCAAAUUCCACCCCCUCAUCUCAGGCUUUCUCAAUGUCCACCAUCAUCACUGCUGUAUCUGUGGUUCUUGUGCUUCUUCUUAUUGUCCUGUUAUUUGCUGUCGCUUUUCAGAGGAAAAAGAAGACCAGAGCCUCAUCUCCAGCCCAACCUGCACAAAGCUCCUCAAACCACAAUGUGGUUCCACAUCCUGAUUAUGUUUAUGAGGAGAUUAAAGACAACAUAAGUCUUACUAACACACUUUACUCCACUGCUCUGACUCCCACAAACCCCUCUGAGAUUUAUUCUGACCCUGAAUUACCCACAAUUCCCUCUGACUCAUCAGUCAGCGCUGCUCCACCAUCGGGUGUGAAAUCUGGUGAAAGUCUAACGUACGCAGCAGUGAGUUUUAACACAGAUUCUACAGCAGUGAUCUACAAACACGAGAACAACUCAUGUGAAUAUGCUACUGUUAAUGACACUGAAUGUGGCUGAUUAGCAUACAACAGAAUGCUAAUCAUCAUGAGUUAUUAUCAUAUUAUUUAUAAUUCAGUCUAUUUUAGGUCUCAUAUCUGUCUGGUCAGAAUGUGUUGAAAUAAUUCGAACAGCGGUGCUGACAAUAGUGCAACAGAUAAAAAGUGUUUCAUCUUAUAUUUAAAAAAAAAAUAAAAACAAUUCCUGCAAUAUGAGGAAUGAGGAAUAUGUAUUAUGUGUACAGUAUGUAUGUGUAUGUGUGUGUGUUUGUGUGACACCCUCUCCUUCUUCUCAUUUUACACAGUAACCCUUCUCUUUUAUAUGUGCAGCAUGACAUUCACACACACACACACACACACACACACACACACACACACGUGUGCGUGCGUGCGUGUGAAGGAGAGAGAAGGGGUGUGUGUGUGAAGGGGCGUGGUGUCCAAUGACACGUGCACACACAUAAUGGCAUGCUGACACAGAAAAAGAGAAAAUAGAUCUUUAACCUCUCUAUUGAGACACGCACACGUGUGUUAUAAUAAACAGUA